AUGUCUUCAUAUCUCUGCGAUGUAGAAAGCGUAACUCACAACAGCUCGGCAGCAACGCUUGUACUUUUUAUUAAUAUUGAAUUUGUUGCUGCUCUGAUCAUACCGCUUACCACACCAAUUUGUAAAUACCCUAGCGGAUUAUCACCAACCGCAUUUUCUACGAUUGAUUUGUACCAAAACAUUGAUGUACCGUAUAAAUUCAUAAAUACGCCGCAUCAAAAGAGUAUUUUACGUGAUAUUAAAAUAGUGGUUGUUGAGCGCAGUAUAAAUAUAAAUGGUUCUCCUGUGUUGAUCCACAGUUCAUACACUUUUACCGAGUAUGAAACGGUUAAUAAAGCUGUUUAUACCACACAUCUCUUAGUGUUAGCACGGCGGGAGAAAUAUAGAUAUUAUGAACUGAUGUGGUUUACACGGAAUAUUGCAUUUUAA
Molecule: messenger RNA, 429 nt
Organism: Vavraia culicis subsp. floridensis
Lineage: Eukaryota; Fungi; Microsporidia; Pleistophoridae
Exons: 1
Coding region: 1-429 (142 amino acids)
Source: RefSeq, a predicted model, not a curated record